This is a messenger RNA of Rangifer tarandus platyrhynchus (Svalbard reindeer), 1830 nucleotides long. The record is from the annotation of a GenBank genome assembly. Lineage: Eukaryota; Metazoa; Chordata; Mammalia; Artiodactyla; Cervidae.
AUGGCCUCCCACUCCAGUGAGCCAGGGCUCCUGCCCUGCGGGUCCUGUGACAUGGUUUUCCGCUCCUGGCCCCUGCUGGCCACCCACACUCGGCGCUUCUGCAUUGGCGGUCAGACCCGGGAGGUGACAGUUGGAGCACAGCCCCCAGUAGCCACCGAACCACGGGUUGUGCCACAAAAACACCAGGGCCUCCCGGACCAGGAGGCCAGCAAAUCAGCUCUGAAGAGGCUAACAGAGGAGGUGCAGCGGCUGCGGCUGUAUCUGCAGGAAACGAGACCCUGGAUAACAGAAGUCCCCAGGGGGCCACAGGGGCCCUGGAGGUCUUCAGAGGUGACGACUCAGAGCGCCUACUCCAAGGCUGCUGGCAGCCUGGGCGAGCGGCUGCUGGCGCUGCACUGGACUCGCGCAAGGCGCGUGGCAGAGACCGCGGCGCAGAGCUGGGCCCUAGAGCAACGCGGCGAGGAACUGAGCCGGCGCCUCCAAGGUUUGGCCCGGACCGGGAAAUCACGCAUAUUCAGUCUGGAGCGGGAGCUUCGAGAACUCCGGGCAGAGACAGGGCGAACGCGGGGAGCUGUGGAGGAGUUAAGGGCGGACGUUCAGCAGCUCCAGGCCAACCCGGUCACCCGGCUGAACACCUUGAGAGAAGCAGAACUCUGUGGUCCGGUGCUACAGGCAACCCCAGGGACUCUGCCUGCGGAGAUCGGGGCCCUGCGUGAGGCCUACAUUCGAGGCGGGGGCCGGGACCCCGGCGUUCUGGGCUGGAUGUGGCAGCUGCAAGCGGAGGCAUCAGCUCUGGAACUUCGGCGGUCGCGGACCGGCAGGGGUGAACAGGAGCAGGCCAGCCAGAAGACCUCUCUGGAAAGAGGAAAGGGCGGAGGACGGGCAGGUGCUGCAUUCAAGGAGCUUCUAGCAGUGGAGGCUGAAAACCGGCGCCUGGAAGCAGAAAUCCUGGCGUUGCAAAUGCAGAGGGGCGCAGGCCAGAUGCCCUGGGGGUGCGGGCAGCCGAGACUUGCGGCCAAUCCGAGCCCACGCCUGAGGAGGGAAGAUCUCCUCCCGCCUCCAGUGGCUCCCCGGCUGCCGUCCUCCACCGGAGUCCUGUUCUUGGGUGGCGCUGAGAAGGCUUCGCAGCUUCCUGGAGCCAUGACCAGAAACCUGGCCAGGGAUCCAAACUACCUCCUACCCUCUACUGACGUCCUGGGCCCUGCACCCUACGACCCCGGGGCUGGCCUUGUCAUUUUCUAUGACUUCCUGCGGGGCCUUGAGGCUUCUUGGGUUUGGGUGCAACUAAUGACUGGCUUGGCCCAAGAUGGACAGGAGUCAGGAGGGACCACUGCGCUGCCCCCAGCCCUUUGCUUGCCCCCACCUCCAGCUCCCGGGCCCACCGGCAACUGUGCCAUCCUUGCCAGCAAGCAGCCUGUACCCAGACUACCACCCUCACCAUCAGUAGCCUUGAUCUGUGAGCUCCAGGCCUGGCAGGGGCUAGCAUGGGCUAAGGCACCACAGCCAAAGGCCUGGGCCUCACUAGUGCUAUUUGACCAGAAUCAGAGGUUGCUAAGUGGUUGUUGGCGUCUCCCACUUCGGGCCCUCCCUCUGGACCCCAGCCUUAGCCCUGAGCAGCUGAACGGGAUUCCCCAGGUUAAUCAAGCCGAGCUCUUUGUGAGACUGGUGAAUGCAAGAGAUGCAGGUGUCCAGGCCCUGGUAGAGGUCAAUCCAGCAAAUGCCCAUGAGUACCAGUACCCACCUCUGGUACCCAACUCAUCUUCACCGGAAGCCAGCCCCCUCGCCCCAUCAACUGCCUUUGUUGACCCCCCUCCUCCCGAAGAUGCCUAA